Frankliniella occidentalis (western flower thrips) is the source of this 1344-nucleotide messenger RNA. RefSeq lists its product as uncharacterized. Bases 715 to 1320 code for a protein of 201 amino acids. The transcript has 9 exons. The record is from RefSeq and is a predicted model, not a curated record. Lineage: Eukaryota; Metazoa; Arthropoda; Insecta; Thysanoptera; Thripidae.
CCAUGCCAGCCCCCGAGCAGCUGUGCUAGCUGUGGCUUCUGCCAAAGGUGUCACCCGGGGCGCGCGCGGACACUGCCGCACACCUCCGCUGCGCGUCUCGUCCUCAGGGCCGCCUGCUAUGUGCGUCCGCCGCGCGCCACUGCUGCUCGUCGUGGUGCUCACCGCGGUCCUGGUGCGCGGUGUGAGCCCGACCUCGCGCCACAAGCGCUACCUGCACUUCCCCUACGGCAGCACCCUCCGAGUGGCGCUCUCCUCCAAGUGGUCCACGCUCUUUGACUGGUCGAACUCACCGGCGUUCUGGACGGAGAGCUUCAACUGGGGCCUGACGUACGACCUCCCCAACGGCACGCAGCUCCUGGGACCCGCCGGCUUCUCAGCGCGCAGGGACCGCAGGGACCUGUACCGGCGCCUGGAGACGGCCAUCGACUCGACGGGACUGGUGGGCAGGGAUUGCAUCUUGAGGUCUAUCUGUGAGGCACCGAAGUUUCUCGCUCCCGGGGACAACGUCUUUGCAGAGAUUUUGCGCGUUUUCCUGAGGUACCCCGCUGACGGAGGCCGGACCGGGCCUUACGACUCGGCGCAGCACGCCGCGACGAAGGGCUUCGACUGUGAACGGCUGUUCCGCGACUGCCCAGUGUCCGUCCUCGGCCUGCUGCUGUCCUUGCGCCCGUCGUGACGCCUGCCAGGUGGCUGAUUCACCCCGUCCUGCCAAAGAUGAUGACUCGCCUGCUGGCCGUGGCGGCCAUCUUUGCGUGCUGGGGCGUCAUCGCCCUGGCCGGCGGGCCCGGGCGAGCCCUGUCGCGUCACCGGCGCUACCUCACCUUUCCGGAGGGCGCCACGUUCAACCUGGCGUUAUGCAUGUCCAACAAGGCCCGCUUCUUGGCCGACACGAGCAUCUUCACGGAGGGCGUGGCCUGGGGCUGCUCCUACGACCUGCCCAACAACACGCAGGCUCUCGCCUCGGCCGGCGCGGGGGUCGAGCCCGGCGCCCUACUCCGCCGCAAGGACCGCACGAAUCUGUACCGCCGCGUGGAGCGCGCCGUGGACUCCACCGGGCUGGACGGGCACCUCUGCAUGCUCAGGGCCGUGUGCGAGGCGGAGAACAUGCUUAGCCCCCGGACCCAUCUCGUCAUGGAGAUGCUGCGCAUCGCGCUGACGAUGCCACUGGAUCACGUGUCGGAAAAAGAGCCGCAUCACCACCGGGACUACAUCAUGGCAAGGCACAACGGCCUGCACGGGGUGGACUGCAGCGCAGUGUAUCCAGAAUGCCCGAUCUCGUUACUCGCUUUAGCAACAUCGCUUGUACCAUCAUCAAUGUAAAAAAAUAAAUAAGAAACAAAAACC